AUGUAAAAACUGUAAGUGGUGUGGCGAAGAACGCUCAGUUCUUCCUGGGAUCUCGCUGCGUUCGCUCGCCUUCACGGAUGCGCCAUCCGUCCGUGGGACAAUAAAUCGGUUUGACACUUAGCGAGCAUCCGUGCGAUCCCCCAAACUAAGAAGCAGUAGCGCAGUCUUGGCGGGUGAUGAGCUCCGUGGAAACUACGCUCCGUGUGUGAUAAAGCAUUGAAUCAUCCGUCUAUAUUCGCCGGAUAGCGACCGGAUAGGGGGAGGAUUCUUUUCCGGAAACUAUUCGAGCUGCGUGGGGCAUUUCUCUUCAACGCGAUGACAAAGGACCAGCAGGCGACACCCAUUCCCGAGGAGCUGUACAAUCUCACCAAGCUGGCGGAGGUCACUCUGUCGGUGGGUCCUCUGGUCACAGACGAGGUGAAGCCACUGCCACUGUACGCCUCCUCGGACGACGACUCCAACUAUUACAGCCACAAGGUGUUUGAUCGCAGGAAACUGCGUCGAUGCACCAUCUCCGACUCGAAUUCCUGCACCAGCACCAGCAGCAGUUCCAGUUCCAGCUCCAGCUCCAGCCGACAGUCCUCGGAGGACCACCUGGGACUCCAGGGGCAUUCGUCGGCGCACCACCACCAUGCGGAGCCGGGCGAAAUCCUCAACAGCAGCUCGCUGCUGGAGGACGAGCACAUCUGUCCCGAGUGCGGAAAGAAGUACUCCACAUCCUCCAACCUGGCACGUCAUAGACAAACGCACAGGUCCAUCAUGGACAAGAAGGCGCGCCACUGUCCGUAUUGUGAGAAGGUGUACGUUUCGAUGCCCGCCUACUCGAUGCACGUGCGCACCCACAAUCAGGGAUGCGAGUGCCUGUACUGCGGCAAGCGCUUCUCGAGACCCUGGCUCCUCCAGGGCCACAUCCGGACCCACACCGGCGAGAAGCCCUUCAAGUGCGGCGUCUGCGAGAAGGCGUUCGCCGACAAGAGCAACCUGCGCGCCCACAUCCAGACCCACUCGAACACCAAGCCACACACGUGUGCGCGAUGCGGCAAGGCCUUCGCUCUCAAGUCCUACCUGUACAAGCACGAGGAGUCCUCCUGCAUGAAGAACCGGGGCGGGGUCUCUGCAUCGGGAUCGGUAUCGGGUGGAUCAGCAUCCGGUAGCUCCCGGCCUCCCUCUUCGCCCAAGAGGCAGCAGUCGGAGAUGGCCGGCGGCUGCACCUCGGCCUUGGGUUCCGGAUCCCCAGUUGCGCUGUGCACCGCCUCUGACUCAGCCAAGUCCACGCUGGCCAACAAGCUGCUGCAGAAGGAAAAGGAGCGCAGGCAGGCGGCCUUGGCCUUCCAGGGCUUUCCGGCUGGCCCAGAGGCAACGGCCUACGAGGAGUACGAGAAGUUCAAGCGGAUCAACGUGAUCCAGCCGAAGGCGCUGCCGCACAGAGUACCCAGUCUCUACCAGGACCUGCUCCCCAAUCCCCACGUGCCACUGGCCUUGCCCUUGGCCAUGCCGUACCACUUUCAGGGCCAGGCCACGUCCGCGCCCGCGCCCGCGGAGACCAGCUCCGUGCAGGAACAGCCCGUUGACUUUUCGCCCAAGAACAACUUUACGCACUCGGCCAAGACGAGUCCCUUCGAGCUGACCGGCAAUUACGCCAUGGUCGCAUAGGAACAUCCCCACCAGGACACCGAGCAAAAGACACCGGAGAGAGCAAAGCAGAGCCGUUACUGAAAUCCAAGUCCUUUCAAAGCCCACCCCAAUCCAGGACAUUUUCUUACUGUAGUCAACGAAUAUGUGAUAAUAAUGCAAAAGAGCUAAAGUACCAUUAGAGAGUAGAUGAUUCCAGAGCGACGAGGAGCACGCACAGCUCGUCGAACAGAAGGGUUUCCUCUUCGCGGAGAGCUCCAGAGAAGAGAAGGCGAGGUCAUACAGAGUAGAUAUAGAGAGCCAAGGUUGGAUCGAUUCCCGAUUGAUCGUUUGAUCUUCACUUAGUUGUAAUAAGAGACUUCUUAGAGACUUGCCAAGAACAGCGACAAAAAACCAAUGUAACCAGUAUUUUUUUAUAGCACAUACGAUUACCGAUCGGAGAGUUAGCAUCGCGAGAUGUAGGAUAUAGCAUCCCACUCCGCACUCCGGACGAUCGAACUCCGCAGCAAAGCUACAAACUUUACACAUAGUCAACUAGCUUUAUGAUUUUACAAGCACUAGGCAUAUCCAAACUAACCCCAUUAAUCACUUUGCAUUAAGGCAUUGGUCGGCUUCCUGCUUCCGGCACGGAAGUCGCUCCAAAACGAGAGAACUUCUAGUCUUUACAUUUAAAUUCAGCGCACAUUUGGCCAGAGCAAGGGGUAUCCCCAUCUCCUCACCUUUGUGCGCGCGCUAUUUUAAGCACUUUACGGCCGCAAGUGGUGCAAUAAUUGACAUAACCGUAUCGCUGAUUAAUUAGAGUAAUUAGGGUACCAUAUUGCAAUCUGUAUAUUUCUACUUUCACGAUUCGGAGCAACCGGCCAUCUCAUUGUAGCCCCACCAUCUGGUUAUCGAGAGACAGACACCCACUGCAUUUCGACUCGACCUACAGCUAAUCGCACCAAAGAUACUUCGUUUUAGAUGCGCACGCAUCUACCUUUAUACCUUUAUGUACUCGUACUUACACCAAAAGAUAUAUACACGUAUACGUAGCUCUAAAAUGUAUGAUAGAUUUGCACAUUAACUCGAAUUAAACGAGAGAUCCACUGAUCCCGAGAAAAUGCAAACCAAAGUGUUCUUAUUUCUAGCAACUGGGCGGAUCAUUGAUUUUUGUUUAUUAGUUCAUAGCUGCCGAUAAAAGAUGUGCGGUGACUGAUAAUUUGGACUGCCACUAUUGUAAUGUCCCAAAUCCAAGUACAAAUGUAAGAGCAAACAAACCCAGUAACGAA
Molecule: messenger RNA, 2900 nt
Organism: Drosophila erecta
Lineage: Eukaryota; Metazoa; Arthropoda; Insecta; Diptera; Drosophilidae
Product: protein snail homolog Sna
Exons: 4
Coding region: 316-1653 (445 amino acids)
Biological process (GO): regulation of DNA-templated transcription
Molecular function (GO): DNA-binding transcription factor activity, RNA polymerase II-specific; RNA polymerase II cis-regulatory region sequence-specific DNA binding
Source: RefSeq, a predicted model, not a curated record